GCGUUAGAAUUAUUAGUUGUAGGGGCAUUGCUAUUAUUGGUCUUGGGGGUGUUACUAUCAUUAGUCAUGGAGGUGAUGGUGUUAUUACUCAUGGUGGUAGCAUUAUUAGUCUUGGAGGUGGUGGUGAUAUUGGUUAUAGCAAUCGAAUUUUUGUAUAUAAAUCAUAUGUUAAUCGAACUUCCAAUAUCAAAUACAUAGAACAUCAAAAAUUCGAAAAAAUUAUUGCGGAUGUACAAAUAUUUAUGGCUUGUUAA
Racocetra fulgida is the source of this 254-nucleotide messenger RNA. The record is from the annotation of a GenBank genome assembly. Lineage: Eukaryota; Fungi; Glomeromycota; Glomeromycetes; Diversisporales; Gigasporaceae.